AUGGACUCAGUUCAGACACAAACUCCGGCUUACGGACAGCGAUUGCUGCCAACCUUGGUUGACGAAGAGGCCAUCAACAAUCCUGAUCGUAUGAUCUAUUCAUUUGCGAAAACCAUAAAAGCAGCAGACGGUUUCAUUGGCGUCUCGAACAAGCGCCUGGCGAAUGCGAUCAACAGAGCCGCCUGGUGGAUUGAGAAAUUGCUUGGAAAGGGCAAGAACUUCCAAUCUAUAGGAUAUAUUGGCCCAGGGGAUCUGAGAUAUCAAAUUCUUAUCUUGGCACUUGUCAAAGCUGGUUACAAGAUACUCCUCACUUCUCCUCGGAACAGCAUCGAGGGACACCUCAAUGUCAUAAAACAAGCCGAAUGUAACAUCUGGUUACUACCUAGUCAAAAUGCUGGCAAUAUCAGUGAAGUUCUCAAGGUCCACCCAAUGACAGUCCUCGAUUGUCCAGAACUUGAUUUCUUCAUCGACGAAACUCCUGUUCCACACUAUGCCUACAACAAAACUUGGGCAGAGGCCUCUACCGAACCUGUCCUUGUCUUGCACACAUCCGGAUCAACAGGUCUUCCCAAAGCUAUUGUUAUACGACACGCUUGGGGUGCCGUAAUGGACACACAUCAUUUAUUAAAGUGUGAAGACGGAGAACAACUUAAUUCGAAUUUAUGGGCAGGAUCUAGAGUCUUUUCAAGCUUUCCUGCUUUCCAUGCUGGUGGUGUUUUACAAAGCCUCUUCAGCGCAAUAUAUAAUGGACUCGACUUUGUAUUGGCAUCACCAUCAGUUCCCGUAACUUCCGAUUUAGUGGAUGAUAUGGUGGAACAUGCCAAUAUUAAUGCCUUGAUCAUUGCUCCAUCCACAGUUGAGGAAAUCGCCUUAUCCCCCUCGAGUUUGGAGUUGUUGCAGAAGAAAAACAUCAAGUUCAUCUGCUUUGGUGGCGGGCCAGUUGGGCAAAAGGCUGGAGAUAUUCUUACUAAGAUUACGAUUCUUCAGAAUAUGAUUGGAAUGACCGAAGCUGCCGGUUUCGCACACAUCUGGACAGGAAGAGAUGAUUGGCGAUACUUCAAAUUCCAUUCAAGCAACGGUCUCAAAUUUGUCGAGAGGUCAAAUAACCUUUAUGAGAUGUUUGUGGAGCGAGACCCAAAGUUGCAAAAGUUUCAAGGAAUGUUUCAUACCUUCCCCGAGCUCAAUGAGAUUUCUACCAAAGAUUUGUAUCAAAAGCACCCUACGAAACCAGAUUUAUGGCUCUACUGCGGCAGGGCAGAUGAUAUUAUUGUCUUUUCCAACGGCGAGAAGCUUAACCCAGUCACGAUGGAGCAGACCAUCAAUGAACAACCCGAUGUGCGCUCAGCAAUCAUUAUUGGGCAAGCUCGCUUUCAGCCUGCGGUCAUCAUUGAGUUGAUGAGACCGGAAGAAGUGACUGAAGAAAACAAAAAGGAUUUGGUUGCUCGUAUCCAACCUUUCAUUGACGCCGCAAACAAAGCCUCGCCAACCCAUGGUCAGAUCAAGAAUGGCUUUGUGACCUUCGCCAAACCCGAAAAGCCGUUCUUCCGCGCUUCAAAGGGGACUGUUCAACGUGCAGAAACGAUCAAGCUUUAUGAAUUGGAAAUCGAAGAACUCUUCGCCAAUACAGAGGAUGGUGAUGAUAGUGGCCUCGAAACUGGUUCUUUGGCAUCAUUGACUUCCACAUUGAAGGAUCUGGUGGCUAAGAUCGCUGAUGUGAAGGAAGUAAGUGUCGAUGAGGAUGUCUUCGCAACCGGAUCAUUUAAUUCUUUGCUUGUGUUCACUCUCUUGCGAAAAGUGAGAUCGGCUUUAAAGAAGGACGGGGUCGAGAGCCAGAAAUUGCAAGCCAGUGUGAUCUACAACAACCCAACUGUAACAUCUCUUGCAUCGGUUCUGUACAAACUUGCUCACCCAUCGGAGAACCAAGAGGAUGGUUUAAAGACAGAUUUCGAUGAGAGGCAGCAAAUGUUUGACAAAUACGCUAAGAAUCUGCCAACCAAGAUCUUCGGAAGUGCCUCUAAGGUUUCGACACCAGAGAUCUCAGUCAUCCUGACCGGAAGUACUGGUUCGAUGGGCAGUUACAUGCUCGACGACUUGGUUGCAUUACCCCACAUCUCGAGGAUAUACGCUCUCAAUCGAGCUGCCAAUGGCGCAGAAAGACAAAGAGGAGCGAGCGAUAGCCACGGUCUCGAGACUGAUUUCAGUAAGGUCCGAUUUUUCAAGACAGACAUGCAGCAACCCCGCUUUGGCCUCGAUCAGGAGAAGUACGACGAGUUGUUGAGCAAUGCUACUCAUAUUAUCCAUAACCAAUGGCAAGUUGACUUUAACUUGAGUCUGGCUUCCUUUGAACCUCAUAUCCGAGGUGUCCGCAAUCUCAUCGACUUUGCUGCUGAAAGCAAACACAAUGCUAUCUUAUCUUUCAUUUCUUCUAUUGGUAUUGCUCAGGGAAAGAACUGGGAGAAACCAAUUCCGGAAGCUAUCAUCGAUGAUUGGAAUGCCGCGGCUUUGGGUUACGGUGGCUCCAAGCUUGUCUCUGAAGUCCUUUUGGCGGAAGCCCAAAAGGCUGGUGGUGUUCGUACUCAGGUACUACGUGUUGGUCAAGUAUCUGGUCCAAUCAAGAACGAGAAGGGUAGAUGGAAUGUUCAGGAAUGGAUCCCAACCGUUGUCUCUACAUCGCAAUACAUGAAAUGUGUACCAAAGAACUUAGCAUUCAAGAACCGCAUUGAUUGGGUUCCCGUCAACGUCCUCUCCAACGUUAUCCUCGACCUUGCCGAUCUCACCAACCCCUCCAAGACUUCCACAGAGUACCCAUCAACCCCCUUCUUCCACCUUGUCAACCCCACCUGUAGUACAUGGUCCGACAUUUAUCCCGUCCUCACCAAGAACAUCGGCCCCGAAUGUGAACUUGUUGAAUGGUCCGAAUGGGUAGCUCGACUUCAAGCUUCGGCUGAGCGUGGAGAAAUCAAUGAGAAUCGUGGAAUUAGAUUAUUGGAAUUCUAUGAAGGGAUGGAGAAGGGAUCCUCAUUAGCGACUUUGGAGACCGAGAAGACGGUGAAGAAGAGUGAGACUCUGGUGGGCAAGGGCAACUGCAUGCGCGGCACUAGUUCCUUAUCUUUUGAGGGAAGAUUCUGUGUCAGUUUCGUUGAUUUGCUUCUCUUACUGCUUGGCAUGGCUUUCUUGAAGGAUCUUUACUUGCUCGUGUUUUUCACGAUUUGGUGUGUCGUCGAAGGCCAAAAUUCUACCACUAACUCGUCUACGUAUGAUGUACUCGAUUAUGUUGAUCAAUUAAUUGGGAGUAGUAAUGGAGGAAAUGUGUUUCCUGGUGCAACACUCCCUUUCGGAAUGGCGAAAGCUGUAGCCGACACAAAUUCUGGUAGUAAUCAGGGUGGCUUCACUACCGAUGGAAGUAAUGUUACCGGAUUUUCCAGCAUGCAUGAUUCUGGAACCGGUGGCUCUCCAUCGUUAGGAAAUUUUGCCUUGUUUCCUUAUGCAGGAUGCAAAGGAGAUAUUGUAGAUGGAUGUAUCUAUCCAAAGAAAUCAAGGGCAACUCCUUUCAUACCGAAUUCGGUUAAGGCAUCUCCAGGAUAUUUCAGUCUCACACUAUCGAGUGGUGUUGCUGUGGAUAUGACGACAACCCAGCAUACAUCACUGUUCAGAUUUAAAUUUCCUUCUACUUCAAAUGGAAACUCUUCCAGUCCAUUGAUCUUGAUGGACUUGACAGAUUUGUCGGAUUCUCGUCAAGACAAUGCAAGCAUUUCUGUUGAUGCGACUACUGGGAGAAUGACCGGGAAUGGUAAAUUCUUGCCAAGUUUUGGUAGUGGAAGUUACAUUCUUUACUUCUGUGCAGAUUUUUCGGGUGCUCCACUUCGAGAUAAUGGUAUUUUUGCCAACAGUCGCGCCAGUGCUGAUGUCAAAGAUCUCAAAAUCUCUCGUUCGAUCAAUGGUUACCCUCUUCCAGGAGGGGCAUUUGUUCGGUUCCAAUCACCUGGUGUUGGAGUACUAGCGCGUGUUGGUGUCAGCUAUAUUAGUAGCGAUCAAGCAUGUGCCAGUGCCGAAGCAGAGAUUCCAGACUUUGACUUUACCGCUGUGCAGAAUGCGGCAAAAAGUACUUGGCGUCAAAAGAUUUCACCAAUCAAAGUUUCAACGAAAGGAGUUGACUCUUCUAUCUUGAGAAACUUUUAUAGUGGGAUAUAUAGAACUAUGGUCAAUCCCCAAGACUAUACCGGCGAGAACCCACUUUGGAAGAGUGAUGAACCUUACUUUGACUCCUUCUACUGCAUUUGGGAUCUAUUCCGUUCACAGACACCCUUCUUGACGGUGUUAGAUCCUGCUACUGUAGCAAGGAUGGUUCGCUCACUAAUUGAUACAUAUGUUCACGAAGGAUGGCUUCCUGACUGCCGUAUGAGUCUUUGCAAAGGAUUUACUCAAGGUGGUUCAAAUGCAGAUAAUAUACUCGCAGAUGUUUACAUCAAGGGCAUUACCGAUGGCAUAGAUUGGGAUCUUGGCUAUGAAGCCGUAGUUAAAGAUGCAGAAGUCGAACCUUACGAUUGGUCAAACGAGGGUCGUGGUGGCCUAGACUCUUGGAAAGCCCUCGGCUAUAUUCCUGUUCAAGAUUUUGACUACAAAGGGUUCGGUACCAUGACUCGAAGUGUGUCCAGAACACUAGAGUAUAGUUACAAUGACUUUGUAAUCGCGAGCAUAGGGUCCGGUCUAGGAGGCCACGAAUCAGAUGUACAGAAGUAUCUCGACCGCAGCGAAAACUGGCAAAAUCUAUACAACGCUGCACAGACAUCGUAUCUCUCAAACGGCACGAAUACAGGUUUCAAGGGAUUCUUCCAGCCGAAAUAUCUCAAUCAAACUUGGGGACUUCAAGAUCCUUUAAAGUGUAGUAAUAUAGACUUCAACCCCAAUAGCGUCUGCUCGUUACAGAACUCAGGUUCUGAGACCUUCGAAAGUAGUAUCUGGGAAUAUUCUUUCUUCGUACCCCACGACCAAGCAACCCUCAUCACCAUAUUCGGAGGACCCGCAGCUUUCGUCAAACGUCUCGACUACCUCCACGAUAAUAAUAUAACCUACAUCGGCAACGAACCCGCUUUCCUCACCGUAUACCAAUAUCAUUAUGCCGGUCGUCCCGCUCUCUCAGCUCUACGUUCCCACUUCUAUAUACCAUCGUAUUUCGCACCAACGAACGACGGUUUGCCCGGUAACGAUGAUUCGGGCGCUAUGGGUUCCUUCCUCGCUUUCAGCAUGAUAGGACUCUUCCCCAACCCAGGUCAAGACGUAUACCUCAUCAUCCCCCCCUACUUCGAAUCCGUAUCCAUCACCUCCCCUCUCACGAACAAAACCGCCAUUAUCAGAAACGUAAAUUUCGACCCUGCGUAUAAAAACAUAUACAUACAAUCUGCAACAUUAAACGGUAAACCGUAUACGAAAAAUUGGAUCGAUCAUAGUUUUUUUACGGAGGGAAAGGAAUUGGUGCUGGUGCUUGGAAAGAGGGAAAGUAGCUGGGGAACUCAAGUUAGUGAUCUACCACCGAGUUUGGGGGAAUAUGAUAGUGGAGGAUAUAAGAACGGGAUGGGAAAUAAUACGGCGAGUGGUCAGCCGGUUGCGAGGGCGGAGACUCAGAGGAGGGCGCUGGUCUUUGAUGCUAGUGAGGGAGUAGUGGGGGUUAGCGGGAGUGGCAAUCAUGGUGGGUCGGGAGUUAAGACGGGGGCCAAUUAUUGGGCUGAGGCGGGUGGAUGA
This is a messenger RNA of Sclerotinia borealis F-4128, 5739 nucleotides long. The record is from the annotation of a GenBank genome assembly. NCBI's taxonomy places the organism in Eukaryota, Fungi, Ascomycota, Leotiomycetes, Helotiales, Sclerotiniaceae.